This is a messenger RNA of Symbiodinium sp. CCMP2592, 1308 nucleotides long. Lineage: Eukaryota; Dinophyceae; Suessiales; Symbiodiniaceae. The record is from the annotation of a GenBank genome assembly.
AUGGAAUCUUAUAUCGACAACACCGUGCUUCCUGCAUUCGCCGUAGAGAACAAGUACCUCCUAGUCCAAUAUCAAGGGGAACGGAAGUGGCACGAGAGGUUCGUGAUUCUGAGGCCGACGCCGAGCAGCGACCCCAGGUCCAUUGGAUGGUGCGUCGUCGCGACACCAGACGGUGAUGUGUAUGGCGAGCCUUUGGCUAUUCCUAACGUGCGUGCCGUAGCAGUUCUUCCUGAUGAUCGGUCUCUGCCCCCUGGAGUGCUGCGACGUAAUGUGUAUCGCUUUGAGGAUGGCAGCAUUGGACAGGAACUUGGAGGACCGGAGAUUGCCCAUCUUCGCGGGCUUGCGCAGGCCGAGCUGGUUUCCCUGCAGAAUGACAUCGACCAGAUUGGCAUGGCUGUCGUGGCUGCUCCUGCAGCCGGGGGCGCCACCGCUGCGCAGGUUGCGAACACUGCUCCCGCGGCCGCUGGACCUGUCUUGGCGCCCACUGCCGGGUUUACCUGGGUGGUGGCGGCUUCGGAGGGUCACCGGGCUCGGGGCAGCCUUGUGCCGAUUGCUCAAGUCGUAGGUGGCUACCAAGCUGGUACAAAGGGGGUCGUAGGCCUCAGUGACGGGGCCAUCCUCUUUGUGGAGCUGAUCGGCAACCACGAAAUUGCUGGGUAUGCGAAGCCCUUCACUCCCGAAGCCCUCGCCAUUGCUCCUGCUGCAGCGACGCCGGGCGCCAUUGCCAUGAAUCAGGCUGAUGAUGCGAGAACCUUGGCCGUUCGAUAUGGCACUGACGGCAAGCGGAGGCGGGAAUUGAGAGAAGGGGUUGAGCUUGCCUCGGAGAGUGGUUGGAGUGACUGGCCCAUAAAAGGGCCUCGCACGGCCAAGUGGGUCGGGCAGUACUUCGUGACCAACGGCGGGAGCCCCUUGGUGAUGCAUAACACGUGGAAGGUUAACUGCAAGUUGCAGGGAUCGGACAACGGCGUGUUGGAGCACGAGAGCCUAUGCAAGGCUCUCGAGCUCGCUUUGGAGUAUGAUCAGCUGAACAUCGGCGAGCUGGCUUCGAUUGAGUUGCUAUGCCGCAGGUUGCAGAUGAUUCAGUACCGUUGGCGUGAACGCAUCGUGGGGGCGGUUUCCAAUGGCACGGUCGACGACGAGAGCCACUUCUUUCUCGGUGUCGACCCCACCCGCGGAAAUCUCUGCAUUUGCCCGGCUUUGAACACUUGGCUCGGCGAAGAGUUGCACAAGGAAUCCCAGGCGAACAAGGAGCAGCGAAAGGCCCGUGAGGAAAGGGCCCUGCUCCGAGCCGCCAACAAGGGCAAGUAA